CAGGUCUGUCAGCGGGGGCGGGGAGCCGCCGGUGGUGUGGGCCAUGGCGGGCCGAAACCCGGGCACCGAGCUGGAACUUGGCUGGCUCUCCAAAGUGUAUGUGAAUCGACCUGCAGUUGUGAAGCAUGCAGAAGAAAUUAAAACAUGGAGAACUCUGAAAGGUAAUUGGCAAGCUGCUUGGCUGCUGAAAGCGGUCACCUGCAUCGACCUUACCACACUUUCAGGCGAUGAUACUGCUUCAAACGUUCACAGACUGUGUUUUAAAGCAAAGCAUCCCAUCAGAGAGGAUCUGCUGAAAGCCUUGGACAUGCACGAUAAAGGCAUCACUGUGGCAGCUGUUUGUGUAUAUCCUGCCAGAGUCACCGACGCUGUGAAUGCCUUAAAGGCUGCGGGUUGUAACAUACCAGUAGCUUCAGUGGCUGCUGGGUUUCCAUCUGGACAAACUCCUCUAGAAACCAAACUGGCUGAAAUAAAGCUAGCUGUGGAAUAUGGUGCCAGAGAGAUUGACAUUGUCAUUAGCAGAAGUCUGGUGCUGGCUGGCCAGUGGGAAGGUCUCUACGAGGAGAUCCGUCAGUGCCGGCAGGCCUGUGGAGAAGCUCACAUGAAAACAAUCUUGGCAACAGGUGAACUGGGGUCCCUUGCUAAUGUCUACAAAGCCAGCAUGAUAGCCAUGAUGGCAGGUUCUGAUUUUAUAAAGACAUCUACAGGAAAGGAGGUGGAAAAUGCAACCCUUCCAGUUGGAGUAAUCAUGAUGAGGGCCAUUAAGGAAUUCUACUGGCAGACUGGCAACAAGGUUGGAUUUAAACCUGCUGGGGGCAUUCGGACAGCACAAGAAGCUAUUACUUGGCUUAUGCUGGUGAAGGAGGAGCUGGGAGUGGAAUGGCUAACACCAGAGCUCUUUCGCCUGGGUGCCAGUAGUUUGCUGGAAGACAUUGAGAAACAGAUUUUCUAUCAUGUGACUGGUUCUUAUCCACUUCUGCAUGACCUGGCAAUGGCUUAGCCACAAAACCAACUCGGGAUUACUUAUGACACAGGUCUUUAACCAGCCGGCAUUCACAAGUCUUCUGCCGAGCAAGGGGGUAUGAUGCAAUUAAAGGCCUAAUUCUCCCUCCUUCCUAUUUUAUAGUAUUUAAAAAUGUGCUCAAGUCUGUUGGCUGUGCUUGACCCAAAAGCAUGAAGAAAUGGUGCUUCUGAGACAGAAGCUUGCAGAUGUGAAAAGCUACUCCUGCAAAGUUUUCCUCGGACCAGCCUGAGAAGCCUCCUAAUGGCAGCCCUGAGAUACAAGGAAAGAGAUGUAGGAGGCCCGCUAGCACUUUGCAGUUGCAGAGGAUGACAUCUCUCUGGGAUGCCUCAGAUGGCUAAUUAAGAGCUACAGAUUCUGCAGCAGCUUUCCAUUCACCUCAGACAAAAUCAUCUGCCACGGAUGUGUUGCACUAUUAAUUGUUAUGUUGAUUCACUUUCAAGCAUUGUAACCUGAGAAAAUGAAACCUGGCUAGUACUUCCUUUU
Molecule: messenger RNA, 1507 nt
Organism: Dryobates pubescens (Downy woodpecker)
Lineage: Eukaryota; Metazoa; Chordata; Aves; Piciformes; Picidae
Gene: DERA
Product: deoxyribose-phosphate aldolase
Exons: 9
Coding region: 44-1000 (318 amino acids)
Biological process (GO): deoxyribonucleotide catabolic process; carbohydrate catabolic process
Cellular component (GO): cytoplasm
Molecular function (GO): deoxyribose-phosphate aldolase activity
Source: RefSeq, a predicted model, not a curated record